Procambarus clarkii (red swamp crayfish) is the source of this 2163-nucleotide messenger RNA. The record is from RefSeq and is a predicted model, not a curated record. NCBI's taxonomy places the organism in Eukaryota, Metazoa, Arthropoda, Malacostraca, Decapoda, Cambaridae.
AUGUGCCCACGAAGCUCAACAUGUGCACACGAAGUUGAACAUGUGCACACGAAGCUCAACAUGUGCACACGAAGCUCAACAUGUGCACACGAAGUUGAACAUGUGCACACGAAGCUCAACAUGUGCACACGAACUCAACACGUGCACAAGAAGCUCAACACGUGCACACGAAGCUCAACACGUGCACACGAAGUUGAACACGUGCACACGAAGCUCAACACGUGCACACGAAGCUCAACACGUGCACACGAAGCUCAACACGUGCACAAGAAGCUCAACACGUGCACAAGAAGCUCAACACGUGCACAAGAAGCUCAACACGUGCACACGAAGCUCAACACGUGCACACGAAGCUCAACACGUGCACACGAAGCUCAACACGUGCACACGAAGCUCAACACGUGCACACGAAGCUCAACACGUGCACACGAAGCUCAACACGUGCACACGAAGCUCAACACGUGCACACGAAGCUCAACACGUGCACACGAAGCUCAACACGUGCACACGAAGCUCAACACGUGCACACGAAGCUCAACACGUGCACACGAAGCUCAACACGUGCACACGAAGCUCAACACGUGCACACGAAGCUCAACACGUGCACACGAAGCUCAACACGUGCACACGAAGCUCAACACGUGCACAAGAAGCUCAACACGUGCACAAGAAGCUCAACACGUGCACAAGAAGCUCAACACGUGCACAAGAAGCUCAACACGUGCACAAGAAGCUCAACACGUGCACAAGAAGCUCAACACGUGCACACGAAGCUCAACACGUGCACACGAAGCUCAACACGUGCACAAGAAGCUCAACACGUGCACAAGAAGCUCAACACGUGCACAAGAAGCUCAACACGUGCACAAGAAGCUCAACACGUGCACAAGAAGCUCAACACGUGCACAAGAAGCUCAACACGUGCACAAGAAGCUCAACACGUGCACAAGAAGCUGCAUACAACAUGUAUGUGGAGUAAGGAAAUGUGUAUGUGGAGGUGAGACUUAUUACUGGAGAAACGCGACGGUGGUAGAUGUGGACGGACACGUGGUAGAUGUGGACGAACACGUGGUAGAUGUGGACGAACACGUGGUAGAUGUGGACGAACACGUGGUAGAUGUGGACGAACACGUGGUAGAUGUGGACGGACACGUGGUAGAUGUGGACGGACACGUGGUAGAUGUGGACGAACACGUGGCAGAUGUAGAGGAACACGUGGUAGAUGUGGACGGACACGUGGCAGAUGUGGACGGACACGUGGCAGAUGUAGAGGAACACGUGGUAGAUGUGGACGAACACGUGGCAGAUGUGGACGAACACGUGGUAGAUGUGGACGAACACGUGGCAGAUGUAGAGGAACACGUGGUAGAUGUGGACGGACACGUGGCAGAUGUGGACGGACACGUGGCAGAUGUAGAGGAACACGUGGUAGAUGUGGACGAACACGUGGCAGAUGUGGACGAACACGUGGUAGAUGUGGACGAACACGUGGUAGAUGUGGACGAACACGUGGUAGAUGUGGACGAACACCUGGUAGAUGUGGACGAACACGUAGUAGAUGUGGCCGGACACGUGUUUCACCAUAGUAGUGGAGAGGACGAGACGAACAGGCAAGAGAGUAGACACCAGCAGCAUGAGCAGCAGCAGCAGCAGUGUGAACCAUAUUGCUACGAAGAAGCAGCUAGAUGUACUAGCCGGAUGAUGGAGCGAAAAACAGCAGUAGUCGUAGUAGGAAUUAAGGAUCAAACAGGGACCAGUCCAGUGGAAUGGAGAGACAAGGACAAAAAUGCAGUUAAAAAGAUCCUUAAAGUGGUAAAGAUGGAGAGAGCGGACCAGAACACUGAAAAGGUCUUCAGGCUCGGACAGUACAACAGGGACAGUCACCGACUGACAAAGGUGGUAUUCACGAGCGAGAACACAAAAGAAGACCAGGAACAAGUUCCAGACUCCCGGAGCGCCCAGACUGGCCCACUGGUCAUUGGCUUCCUGCGGAUGGCCGGGGUGCUGCCUGCUGUCCACACAGCUGAUCUGUACUUUCUUGAUGACACUGAGCGUCGACAGGGAUUGCACCGUUCUCUCGCCAGGUUGCACAGAGAAUGGGGAAGACAGUUCCUGCUCCCAGGCUCCAAACACACAUUCAGAGUACGCCCAGAUUCAUGGUGA